Messenger RNA from Anastrepha obliqua, 2111 nucleotides. RefSeq names its product FERM domain-containing protein 3 (gene Frmd5). The record is from RefSeq and is a predicted model, not a curated record. NCBI's taxonomy places the organism in Eukaryota, Metazoa, Arthropoda, Insecta, Diptera, Tephritidae. The coding region runs from base 112 to 1692 and encodes 526 amino acids. Gene Ontology annotation, cellular component: cytoskeleton. Gene Ontology annotation, molecular function: cytoskeletal protein binding. The transcript is spliced from 8 exons.
UCACUUGAAAGUAAAAAUAAGAAAAGUAAAUCCUGCCUUCCUAGUUGUUAUGUGUUGUAUAAAGAAAUAAGCAUUUACAAUUUCUAAAAAAAAGGAUACUAAACAUAUAAAAUGUUCAAAAAAAAAACUGAAAAUGCUGCCCACAAAUGUGCAGUGCAUCUCUUGGAAGACUUCAAUGUCGUUGAGUAUGAGUUUCUAGAAUUUCACAAAGGCAACUAUCUUCUAGACCAGUUAAGCCAACAAUUAAACAUUAAAGAAAAAGAUUACUUUGGGCUUCGUUACUUGGAUACUUGUAAACAAAGACAAUGGUUGGAUUUAGGAAAACUAAUAAUAAAACAAUGCAAAGAUGUCAACCCCUUAAUAUUUUCAUUUCGUGUAAAAUUUUAUCCAGCGGAUCCAUUUCACCUAAGCGCUAAUGUCCGGGUGCUGUUGUAUAAACAAUUGAAACGUGACGUAAGCCACGGGCGCUUGUACUGUUCAAUUGAUGAAUUCAUAACCUUAGCAUCUUUAAUUGUACAAGAAGAAUUUGGAGACUACGAUGCGAAUGUUCACACCGACAAUUACGUUUCUACUCUUCAAUUUUCCGUGCGGCAAAUAGAUGCAAUCGAAAAAAAAAUUAUGAAUAAACACAAAGGACGGAAGAAAGGACAAGAUUUAAAUGCUGUAAUAGAUGAGUUCUUAGGAAUAGCACGCAAUCUUGAAGCAUAUGGUAUUGAACCACAUUAUGUUAAGGACCACCAGAGUUGCCAAAUAUAUAUUGGUGUAAAUUUUUUGGGUAUAAGUACGUUUGUUUCGGGUAAGCGCUCACAACAAUUCCGCUGGAGUGAAAUACGAAAGUUAAACUACGAGGGCAGAAUGUUCAUUGCUCACAUGGGCUAUACUGAUGCGAGUAGAGAACUUAAAAAAUUUACGGUUGGAUUUAAGUGUACAUCUGGUGCCGCAUGCAGAUAUCUUUGGAGAAGUGCGAUUGAGCAUAUGCUAUUUUUCACACUUCCUCGUUGCGGCAACGCAUAUGUAAACUGUGGAGGUGGAAUUUUUUCUCGAGGUACAAAAUUUAAAUAUACUGGACGCACAGAACGAGAAAUUUUGACUGAUAUUAUCACAUCGAACUGCCCAUUAGAAACCAAUGGAUCAGAAAACAGGAAAAAAGCCAACAGUAUGCCGGCGACACCUUCCAGUCCAAAAGGAGACUUAUCCAACAUCCGAUAUAACACUUUGCCUCGAUCAAAGAUAUCUGAUUAUUGGAUUCCUUAUUCGGAUGACUCGGGAAGAGAAAAUGGAUAUAGAGUACAAUCGCAAAUGGCAGAUGAAGAUAGCAUUUAUCACAACAAUUUUAUAACCAAUUAUUGUAAUCCUGGUUUAGAUAAUUUUGCGCAAAACCACAUAAGACAACAUGUUAAUAAUCCCACAUCAAAGUCCUCUCCUCUCAGAAACACUAGUAUAGGAAAAAACACCAAUCUUUACCAAAACACAAUAAGACAUACGAAAAAUCUCCGUAAGUUUCAUAUAAUGCGAUCAUUUUUUCCUUCCUUGAUUUUCGUCGUGGUAACAAUGGCAUUGUCGGCAUUUAUCAUUCUUGAGUCCCAAUCAGAAUUAUUUGACUACAUUCGUAAUGUACCUGAAAUUAUUGUUUUAAGAGAUGAAUAUUAUGUACCUCUGAGAAAAUUUAUUAAAGAUAUGGUUAUUAAAUAAGAAAUUGGUCUGGUUCGAACAGACUAGAGUAAUCUGAAUUUUUCCAUGGUAAAAAGAAGAAAAAUGAUAUGAGGGAAAUCACCCCAAAAGUCUCAUUUUAUGGCCAAAGCCGAUAACUUGGCUAAUUCUUAUUCGAUUUAUUCUUUUUAUUUCGCUGUAAUGAAAACAGGCGAGGCUGAACAAGAAAGUUUGACUUUACUCUUUCAAAGUUGUAAAUCUAAUAAAAGUUAAUAAAGUUAUUAAACCCAAGAUUGGACUUUGGCUAUAAAAUGAAAUCGACAGUCAUGGUUGCAAACUUCUAAACUUGACCAACCAGUAGAUAUACCUAUAAGUACAUAAAAAUAUGACUUAAUUUAUUAAUAUUUAAUAAUUUAAUUUAAUAUUAAUAAUUAAUAAUUAUAAGUUUACAUAUACUCGAA